Messenger RNA from Chlamydomonas reinhardtii, 3091 nucleotides. RefSeq lists its product as uncharacterized. Lineage: Eukaryota; Viridiplantae; Chlorophyta; Chlorophyceae; Chlamydomonadales; Chlamydomonadaceae. Gene Ontology annotation, molecular function: protein binding. The transcript is spliced from 11 exons. The record is from RefSeq and is a predicted model, not a curated record. The coding region runs from base 67 to 1593 and encodes 508 amino acids.
CUUAACCCAAGGAUGCCGGCCAUGCCACCCCGCUGGCCAAUAUUUGUAUAAUCGCAUUUGCAGAAAAUGUCUGGCAAGGCCUUGCCAGCACAAGCUAGUUCAAGGAGUGUCGCUUCAAAGGCUCCAGUGCCAAAGGCAGAGGUAGAAGACGACGACGAUGAUAAUUUUGAUGACGGUGGAAGGGCUGCCGAGGAGAUAGGUAAGACCUUCACGUACCGGGCAACACUGUCGGCUGCCGAGUCCGCUGCGCUCGAGAGCUUCCGCAGACGUGACCGCUCGGAGGACGACGAGCAGGAGCUGAACCCCCUUUCUGCAAAGCAGCGGAACGCCACCUAUGCCGACAUCCGCCAGCCGGUCCACAGCCGGCCGCUGGGCUCGGGGGCUGAGGCGCUGUGCAUCACCGCCUCCAGCAGCGGUAACGUGCUGGCGGUGGGCGGCCGACAUGGCACCAUCCAGCUGCUCCACCCGCACACGCUGGAGCCCAUGGACACGCUUGUUGUGGCGGAGCUGGGCGCGCCUGCGGGCGGUGGCGGUGGCGGCGGUGCGGGGCCCAGGCCAGCUGCGGCCAACGGAGCCAAGGGCGGCGCCAACGCCGCAGCAGGCGGCGCGGCAGCAGGGCGCGGUGGCGGCAACAGCGGCGGCCUGACGGGCAGCGAUGGCGUGGUGACCAGUCUGGCGUUCCGGCCGGACGUGAGCGGCAGCCGCAUGCAGAACGUGCUGCUGGCGGCACAGGCCGACGCCAUCGUGCAUGUGCACGUGGGCACCAAGCGGGUGCUGCACGUGCAGCGCGAGUCCGGCAACCGCAUCAACACACUGGCCAUGCGGGCGGACGGCCGGAUGUUUGCCUCCGCCGGCUCUGACACGGUGGUGCGUGUGUACGACGAGGCGGCGGCCCCGGGCGGCGCCGCCUGCCGUACCCUGGACCACGGCGACGGCGUGACCACCACCGGACACACCAGCCACGUGUUCAGCCUGGCGUGGCAGCCGGACGACCCGCAGAUCAUCCUCAGCGGCGGCUGGGACAACCGAGUCCUUGUGUGGGACUUGCGCGUGCACAGGUCCGUGCGCUCCAUUUCCGGGCCGCACAUAUGCGGCGACGCACUGGACAUCUCGCCUGCCUCGGGGGCCGGCGCGCCCGCCUCCUCGCCACUGGUGCUCACAGGCUCCUGGCGCGCAACCAACCCGCUGCAGCUGUGGGACCUGGGCUCCGGCCGACUGCUGACCAACCUGCCCUGGUGGCAGCCCGAGCCCGACGGCUGCCUGCCCUACGCGGCGCGCUUCGGCACGGGCGCGGCGGCGGGGCUGGUGGUGGCGGGCGGCAGCGGCGCCAAGCCCAUGGUCCGCGUGUACAAGCUGAAAGCUCCCGGCAACUGCGACCUCGCCUUCACGGUGCUCACAAACCGGCCCGUGCACGCCACGGCCCAAGUGCAGGGCUUCGCCGCCGCGCCCUCCACGCCGGGCCGCGCUGGAGCGGCUGCGACGGCGGAGCCGUGUGUGGCUGUGGCGUGCGACAACGAGGUGCAUCUUGUGUCGCUGAGCACCGCUAUUCACGGGCCUGUGCCCGCGGCGGCGGCGCACGCGGGCGGGCACUGAGGCUGCGGGUUUGGAACGGGCGCUGCAACAGACAUGACAUGUGGAUGUGGGUUUGUGGAGUUGACUACGGUGCUACGCUACUUUGACGGGAGGCCUCGAUUGACGCGAAUGGCCGGGUGUGGGACCACGGAAGCAACAGCUGCAUCAAUGGCACAUGCGAGCGUGCGGCAGACGAACUGUGCCGGGGACGCUAUGGCAUUCGAGCUGUGCCGGGGACGCCGAAGUGCUGACACGCGGGUACCACUCCGGGGGUCAAGGGCGGGAUCGCAAGGUCUAUGCCCAGACUGUCGCCCCGACCAUGAAUUGACAUCCCAUUACACAUAAUAAGGUCCCUGGAUGGUGCUCGGGCAUAAUUUUGAGCGAGAGCUCAAGUUGAAAUGCUAUAUGUCGCGCUCGCCAGGACCCCGCCAACUUAGCCUGAAGCUAUUUUGAUUACAUCUAUACGAGAAUUAAUGUCGACGGCAAUAGAUUCAGGCCCCAAACAGCGCAUAUGCGAGAUAUGGGCUUCGGUCAAUUUCGCGACUUGAGCCCCGAUAAGCAUAAUUUGGACCUUUGCCGACCACUUCUGGCUGAUGAUGAUGUUGGUUAUGUACCUACAGAAAGGCGGUGUCUAAUCCGUGCGGUAGGAUUUGCCCCGGGGCAACGUCCAACGUGCGGGUUUGGCUGGGAAAACGCACCCCCCGGACGGCAGCCCAGUUUUCACCACGGGCAAUAGCUCGUACAAGACAUCUAACUAGCCAGGCGGAUAGCUCCCGGCAACUGCGACCUCGCCUUCACGGUGCUCACAAACCGGCCCGUGCACGCCACGGCCCAAGUGCAGGUGCGUGGCAGCAGUCGCCGUUGUCAUCAUGUGCUACAUGUGUCUGCGUGUUGUUGUCUGUCAUGGCUGCUCCCGGCCCUGCUCGGUGAGGGCGCGAAUGCUCUGUCGUGCUUAACCCCUUGCUGUACGCCCAGACCUUCAUGCCCUCCGUGCUUGCUCACGUCCUGUCACUUGGAACAACAACCAACACACAGCAACACACGCUAAUGCCGCUGCAGGGCUUCGCCACCGCGCCCUCCACGCCGGGCCGCGCUGGAGCGGCUGCGACGGCGGAGCCGUGUGUGGCUGUGGCGUGCGACAACGAGGUGCAUCUUGUGUCGCUGAGCACCGCUAUUCACGGGCCUGUGCCCGCGGCGGCGGCGCACGCGGGCGGGCACUGAGGCUGCGGGUUUGGAUCGGGCGCUGCAACAGACAUGACAUGUGGAUGUGGGUUUGUGGAGUUGACUACGGUGCUACGCUACUUUGACGGGAGGCCUCGAUUGACGCGAAUGGCCGGGUGUGGGACCACGGAAGCAACAGCUGCAUCAAGGGCACAUGCGAGCGUGCGGCAGACGAACUGUGCCGGGGACGCUAUGGCAUUCGAGCUGUGCUGGGGACGCCGAAGUGCUGACUGUGCCGGUACAUGCUCGCCGCGUGGUUCGUCGUGAGUAUAUAACGCUUAUGUAACUUGUUGCGGGC